CCUUUCCCUUCUCGCGCCUUUCUCCUCUCGCCGUUUUCUUUUUCGCGAGAAACAACAGCGCCCACGCCGCCACGCCGCCAGGCUAGGGUUUUGGGGCUCCUAGCGCCAGCUCUGUCCCGAGCGCCCGUCCGUCCAGGGCUCUGCCGGCCGUCCGUCCAGGGCUCCGCCGGCCGCCUAUCCGGGGGACCGCCGGCCUGCCAGCCGUCCGUCCAGGGGCAGCGCCGCCGGCCGCCCGUCCAGGGCACCACCACCUCGCCAUCGACCGUCCAUCCAGGUCACCCCGACGACGACGUGUGCUGCUACUGCUGAUUCACUUUGAGGUGCACGAUAGCUGGUGGAAGGGAAAGGCCAAAAGGGAGAAGAAAACGAGAAAAUAAAAGUUUCAGGCGCCGCUUCAAAAUCCCGCCUCAAACGGUCAAAAGCCCCUGAUCCCCCUUUCCCCUACCGGGCCUCUCCGCUGCCGCCUCAUCCUCCACCCCCCUCACUUUCCUGUCGCGAUGCCACGGCGGCGGCGGCGGCGGCGUGCGGCACCCGGCGGCCAAGUUCCCCCAGAGCUACGCCUGGCUUAUGGCGCCCGCGCGCUCACGCUCGGCCGCGCGGUUUUCUCCCUCCUGCCCUCGCCUCGACAUUGUGAGUCCCCCUGUCCUGCGUGCCGGGGAAGAGUGGCCUCGGGGUGCCUCGCGUGCCGCCGCUGGGAGCACCUCCUCCGUGACGGGGACCCCGUCGCUUAUCGCCGCCUCAUCACACGAGCCGUCUGCGCCAUUGCGGCCGACGAUCUGUCCGCGCCCCCGCCGCCCCGGUACACUCCGGGCAACUCCGGGCAUUCGCAGGCCAGGCUCGUUCGGGAGAUGAUGAAGUCGAUCGUUGCGGAUCAGUCUCAUGGAACCAAGAACGUCCUCUGCAAUGGUUUGCACGAGGGUGGCCAGUCUAUAUGUAUCAGUGAUCUUGUUUCUUCUUCAUCUUGGAGUAUUCUUUUGCACAGAAUCGGGGAUCUUCUCAUGUGCUAUUUGCUGAGGUGCACAUCAAUCUUUCUGCCUGUUAAAAAGAAUGAUUAUUUUCAGGUCUCUGGUGUUCCACUCAAUGUGGUUCUGCGAAAUCCUAUAUUUGCAAGUACUGUUGCGAGAAAACAUCAACCCCAAACUACAAAAGCAAAAUGUCAUACAUGCUACCUGUGGAAAAGUGCAAACAUGGCGGAAAACUUAUCUAUUUGUCAUGACAGUUCAAAUUCUGGAGUUAAUUCUUCGUUUAGCAGCACUUGCAAAAUUGUUACUCAACAAAGCUGUGAAACAUGUGGUUCCAUAAGAAGAGCAGAAUCCAAAGAUCCAAGUGAAGGAUGUAAUUGUCCAAAAUUUCCUUCUGAUGGUAGAUCAGGAGAGUGUUGCAACUGCUAUACCCACAACACCAGGAAAAGAAAAAGGUUAUACAGUUGGCAGCGCCGCAGCAAAAAGAAACAGGUCUGUUCUGUGGAUGAGUCUUCAGCAGAAUGGAGUAAAUUAAAUGGCAGUAAUUUCAAUAUGUCUAAUGGUCCAUCGGAGAACCUGGCUGGAAAAAUGAAUGAUCAAGCACAAUCUGUCGAGCUCACAGUAGAUAAUACUUCUUUGGCAAGGAGCAAUGAUGACAGUUCUUCAGAAAUCAAAGUAAUUAAUGCUACUAUCUUGUCAUCAGAAAAAUCACCUUGUUCAGUGUUCGACAUAAGGGGUUCCCAGGGUUUAUCUUGUCAUUACAGCCUGUCAGAAGUCCAGUACCAAUCUACAUGUCCCCAAGUUGGGCCCUCCAGUUACUUACAUCUGAAUAGUUGUUCCAUCUGCUUCAAUUGUAUAAUAUCAAAUGCAUCCAAACAUUUAUCAUUAGAUUCCUUGAUAUCAAGAAAUGGUAUUUUCUAUAACAGAAGGACAACCUAUAGUGUCUUCCAUUGCAAACACAUAUUAAGCAAAAGGAAAAGGCCAGAUGCUCUAUCUCUUGUAAAGCACAUAUUUGGAAUCAAUAGUUGCUGUGCAAGCUUAUUGAAAUACAACUGCCACGAAUCUACAAUCAGAAAGUCUAAUUGCUUGUGCUGUUGGCUGCCCAAAUCAAUUAAAAAUCUCAUAAGGAAUUCUAAACGUUGCCAAUAUAAGAAAUUAUUUCUGAAGCAUUGUUCUGUCAAGUGUAAGGUGGCACCUGAUGUGACCAAGAAUGAUGGCAAGGCACAUUAUCCACCUGGAGGAAAAGCAGCAUAUUAUGAUCGAUCAUUUUCUCGAUUGGAAGCGUAUAGCACCCAUCAACAAGUAGCUUCUUUUGUUUGGGCAGUGCUGAAACGAAUAGUACCAAAGCCAUUGCUUGGAAACUCUUUUGGCAAGAGAUCUUUGAGGACAAAUAUAUGGAAGUUCAUAAAGUUACGUAGGUUUGAAACAUUUCAAUUAAGUGAUUGUAUUGGCGAUCUGAAGGUAUCACAUUAUUCUUGGUUAUCAAAUAUUGAAUUCUCUAACUGCUUUUGUUCUGCAAUAAUUGGGAAACAAACUGGGUCAUCAACUAGUGCAGAAGAGCAGAAACAGAAAAAUAUUUUGCAUUGCUGGAUUAGCUGGUUAUUUUCUGAUAUUGUGAUUCCUGUGGUCCGUACAUACUUUUAUGUUACAGAAAGAGAAUCAAAACGAUAUGAUGUUUUUUAUUACCCAAAGUCAGUAUGGAGGGACUUAACUAGCAAUGCCAUUGCUUCCUUAAAUAAGAAAAACUUCAGGAUUUUGCGCGGUGAACCUAGGAAAGCAGUUAGGCAUUUGAACUGUUCGUCAAGAGUGAGGUUUCUUCCAAAAGCAAAAGAUAUGAGACCAUUAGUAGACCUCAGAGCUAAAUCGAAGGAUGCCAAUCUCAAUAAAUGUCAUUUAAUUAUGAAAAAGCUAAGAGAUGAGAAACCAGAGAUGUUUGGUUCAUCGGUUUUUGAUUACAAUAAUGUUCACCAAAAUCUUUCCCAAUUUAUUUCUUCAAAAAGAAGCCAGUUGAUGAAGAAGUUAAAGGUAUAUAUUGUUGUUGCUGAUGUAUCGAAGGCAUUUGAUUGUGUCAGUCAUGACAUGGUUCUAAAAAUGAUAGACGAUGCUUUCAAGUGUGAUGAGUACACAGUGAGGAAAUGCUCAAAGGUAAUUUGUAACAGGUCUAAGAAUUCCUUGUACCGGUUUGAUUCAAAUGCUUCUAUUGGCAAUGGUAACAGUAUCUAUGAUUUAUCAAUUCAGCUAUCAUCAGGUGGUGGCAUUUUUGUUGAUCAGGGUACUAUUUGUAGAAUACUAAAGGAACAGUUUCAUCAUCUUCUGUAUGAGCAAAUAAAAUGCAAUAUUUUGAAGAUUGGGCAAAAGUAUUACUUACAACAAGUAGGGAUUGCUCAAGGAAGCAAGUUAUCUCCCAACCUGUGUUCCCUGUACUAUGGCCACCUGGAAAAUUCAGUGCUAUCAAAAUUUCUGCAUGAUAGCAAGCUUAAUGCAGGAGAGGCUUUUUCGGAACCUGAAUAUUUGUUAAUGAGGUUCAUUGAUGAUUUCAUAUUUAUCUCUUUCUCACUGGAGCAUGCUCAAAAAUUCCUCAAUAGGAUGAGAAGAGGUUUUGUGUUCUACAAUUGCUACAUGAACGACAGCAAAUAUGGCUUUAAUUUCUGUGCUGGAAAUAGUGAGCCUUCCUCUAAUAGACUCUACAGGGGUGAUGAUGGAGUCUCAUUCAUGCCAUGGAGUGGUUUGCUAAUAAAUUGUGAAACUUUGGAAAUUCAAGCUGAUUAUACGAGGUAUUUAGAUAUCACCAUUAUCUCCACCAUCACUGUUAAGAUGCAUUCUUCAACAAAGUAUAUCCACAGCAAGCUAUGCCAUUAUAUGCGUCCAAAAUGCCAUCCCAUUUUCUAUGACUCCAAUAUCAAUUCACCUGGUACCAUAAGAGUAAAUAUUUAUCAAGCCUUCCUGUUAUGUGCAAUGAAGUUCCACUGUUAUAUUCGAAGCGUUUCCGAUGCCAACGUAAGCAAAUUAGAACUGCUGCAAGUAAUUAAGAGAACCUUCAGAUACAUGCAUAGCCUAAUUGUCAGACGGAUGCAAGAUGUGGAGCUGCACUAUAAUGUGCGUCCAGUUCUGAAGCUUAGGCGAAAAGAAACCAUUUGGCUUGGUUUAACUGCAUACAUUCGUGUGCUUCAGCAGAAACAAUCACGUUACAAGGAUAUGCUGACUUUGUUGACAGCAGAGCUUGGGAGAUAUUGCCAUUUAGGUCAUGAAUGUGAUACCUUGCGCUAUGCUGUGGAUGAUUCUCACUCGUCUAUGUUCUGGAAAUUUAAGUUCUAGAAACUAGAAGUUGCUUUCCUGGUGUACUGCAGAAACUACUGUUCUUUUGGAUAUUCUUUUGACAAGUCAUUUUGGGACUUUACCUCCAAUCUGCCGACGUGUCAUCGCACGCAGUACCAAUGCCUACCUCGCUAAAACAUACUCCUGGUGUGUGCAAAACAAACCGGUGGAUUCAUGUCCUAACCUCAUUCAAGGUGCGACUGUUGGCCCGUGUUCUCCAAUCUAGUGUAACGAACGAGAACGAGCACCUCACUAGUCAAAGGUUAAUGGUCUCCUGAGGUGACAGUGGGGUGCCGAUCAUGGUUUUUUUUUAAAGCAUUUUACGACUGAUUGCUCAUUUCUUUAGGAUACCUGGUAGCACUCGAGCAGUAUUAACUUUUUGUAUAAUUUAUUGUGGGCAUUGAUUUGUUUUCCUUAGGUUACUGCAAUUGAAACGAUUGCAUUUUACUAAUUGUUGCCAAUCGGAAUUGUACCCCUUCAAUUUUCAGCAAUUCCAACCUUUUGGCUCUUAAUGCUAAAUCUACUCAGGUCCCUACUAAA
Oryza sativa Japonica Group (Japanese rice) is the source of this 4817-nucleotide messenger RNA. The record is from RefSeq and is a predicted model, not a curated record. Lineage: Eukaryota; Viridiplantae; Streptophyta; Magnoliopsida; Poales; Poaceae.